Molecule: messenger RNA, 2759 nt
Organism: Anolis sagrei ordinatus
Lineage: Eukaryota; Metazoa; Chordata; Lepidosauria; Squamata; Anolidae
Gene: RALYL
Product: RALY RNA binding protein like
Cellular component (GO): nucleus
Molecular function (GO): RNA binding
Source: RefSeq, a predicted model, not a curated record
GCGCGCGCGUCUCGAGCGGCGCGUGGGGCACCUGCUCGUCUGGCGGCAGCGGGCGGCUGCUGCUCUUCAGCCGGCGCGAGCUUCUUGUUCUUGUUCUGCUGCUACUGCUGUUCCGCUGCUUGUUGCCGCUUCCUGUCGCCUCCUCCUCCUCCUACUCCUCCUCCUCUUCUUCCUUGGUUGCGAGUUGGGCUCCUCCGGUGGGGCUUACCCCAUCCUUCCUUCCUUCCUUCUUUCCUUCCAUCCUUCCUUGCUUCUUUCUUUCUUUCCUCCCUCCCUCCUUCCUUCUUUCCUCCCUCUCCUCUCCUCUCCUCUCUCCCCCCCCCCGCGCUGCCUGCGAGUCACGUGCCCCUUGCCUGAGGCAGAGACUAAAGAGGAACCUUAAAAAAAAAUAAUAAAAAAAGGGGGCGCCUCAUUCCUUCUUCCACCGCCAUACUGUAUUUUAUAGUAACUCGCAUUUUUAUUCCUUCCUUUUACUCCCGCUCGCAUGCGAUGGUUUAAACUGGGAGCAAAAGGUGUUGCUGGGACUGCAAGAGAGAGAGAGAGAGAGAUAAGAGAGGAAGAGAGAGGAAGGAGACUUGCCAGUCCAGCAAUAACGUAAAUGCCUAGACAUGAUAACGUAUUGAUACAUAUGCAGCAGGUUUUGUUGUUGACCAAAAAAAAAAAGCAAUGUGAAUUAUGAUGCAUAUUUUUCAAAACCAAAAAGGAGACAAGAAGUGGCAUGUUGCUUAAACUCUCUUUUGCAGAGAUUUUUUUUGAUGAUGUUGUUUUGGGUUUUUUUGGUUUUUGUAUAUAUUGAUAUGGGAUUUGACUAUGCAUUUUACAGCAGUGUUUACAAAGAGUUUGUGAUCUUGCAAUACUGGUGCGAGCCACUGAGCAAGAUAAUUAAUCUUUAUUAAAUGUUUUUGUUUUUCAUUUUGUUUCCUUUUUUUUGCACACCGGGUUGCAAUCAGCUGUUUUUCUUCUUUUGCUGUUUUUGAUGCUGGUUUAUAAUGUGAAACUUUUCUUGCAGCUUGGUACUGUUGAUCAUUUUUAACAUUUCUAAAUAGAUCUCUGUCCAUAUAUUCUAAGAGAGCCCAAGAUCAUUCCUUCCCCAAAUUCCAUAUUUUUUUCCAUUCUUCUAUACCAAGAUAAUUUGAUGAUGAUGAUGAUCAUAAUGUUGAUAGAUAUGCCCAUAUAUACAAAUAAGUUUUCAAAUGAUGGCAGUGGAAGGUUUUCCUGGAGAAUGAAGUGCGGUUUGGUUUCCUUGUCAACGGAAGAUGAAGUGAACAGCCGAACAUCUCCCCAGUGCAGGGCUGAAGUCAAGUGAGCCAGUCAUGACCGGCAAAACACAGACCAGUAAUGUAACCAAUAAGAAUGACCCCAAGUCCAUCAACUCAAGAGUUUUCAUUGGAAAUCUCAAUACAGCCAUUGUCAAAAAAGGCGACAUAGAGGCAAUCUUUGCAAAGUAUGGAAAAAUAGUUGGCUGUUCGGUGCACAAAGGUUAUGCAUUUGUACAAUACAUGAGUGAGAGGCACGCAAGAGCUGCUGUAGCAGGAGAAAAUGCCAGAAUCAUUGCAGGACAACCACUUGACAUCAACAUGGCAGGAGAACCAAAACCAUACAGACCUAAGCCAGGAAACAAGCGGCCACUUUCAGCUCUAUACAGACUUGAAUCAAAGGAGCCUUUCCUGUCUGUUGGUGGCUACGUCUUUGAUUAUGAUUACUACAGAGAUGAUUUCUAUAAUCGGUUGUUUGAUUACCAUACCCGGGUCCCUGCACCGCCUCGCGCUGUAAUUCCAUUAAAACGUCCCCGGGUAACAGUAACAGCAACUCGCCGAGGAAAGGGGGUGUUUUCCAUGAAAGGUGGAUCAAGAUCUACAUCAAGUGGAACUUCCUCAUCAGGAUCAAAAUUGAAGUCAGAUGAGUUGCAGACAAUCAAGAAGGAAUUAACUCAGAUCAAAACAAAAAUUGACUCUUUGCUAGGGAGACUAGAGAAGAUUGAAAAGCAGCAGAAGGCUGAAGCAGAAGCCCAAAAGAAACAAAUAGAAGACAGUGUCGAUUUGAUCCAAGAUGAGUGCAUAUCAGAGAAUGCUGACAACUCUACCGAAGAUCCUAUUGAAGGAGGCCUGGAUGGAGAUGGAGAGGAGUUGACUGAUGGCAUAGAGGAGGAUUUUGAUGAGGAUGGAAGCAAUGAGCUGUUUCUACAGAUAAAAUGAUUUGGGAGCCCUAUCCAGCCCCUGUGGAAACCGAGAAGACUGACUUCUCUGUCUGGAAAUGUGACCUGCGAUUACUUGCCGGCUGAGAACACCUUUAACUCAGUUUUUGCAAAGAACUGAAAUUACUCUUUGAAAUGGAAGCAACCAUUCAAAACUUAGAAAUUCCAUUUCUUGUAUGUUCUAAAGCUGUACAAUUGUCAGAUUUUUAUGGUUUAGAUUGUAAAUGUGUUUUUUCCUGGCUAAUUAUUGGUAUUAUUUUUUUAAUUUUGAUGUCAGAAAGCCAAUUACUUGUAUGAUAAUAGGAAGGACAUAUUUAAAAUGAGGAAGACACUGUAUACAAAUGUAUAUUUGUAAAAGCUAUUUUUAUGAUUAGCAUGUUUUAUGGUUCAUUAUAUUUAAAGUCAGGUGAUAUUGCACUUAAAUGUUUACAGCAUAAUGAAAUGAGAUCAUCAAAGUUUUAUGAUUCAAUAUGUUAGCUGUAUUUUAAUUAUUUGUAUUUAUUUAUAUUCCUGUUUUAAAGCAGGUACAUUGAUUAAAUGGAAUCUUAAUGGUGGGUAAAUAAUA